UGAAUAAACACACUGGUUUUUGUUAUAUUGGUUUCCUUAUUUUGUUUAUUAAUAGUUUCACGUAAUGACAUUUAAGUAACUAUGUAUUUAGGGAAAAACAUUGGACACAGAUCUCAUUCAAGUCGCAUUCGAAACCAACACCUACCGAUUAGAAAUUUUAACGCUAGUCACAAUGGACGUUUGUGGUAAUGAUGUGGAGUGUGACGGGAUGUGUGGUGCGGGAAAUAUACGAGGGAAGCUAAACAGCCUUCAAACUGGGGUAAUGGUUGCGCCUGCAGACUUCGCCAAGGUGUUAUCACAACUUGACACUAAAGCCGUUCAGCCGUCUUCCGAUGAUGACAAUAGCACAAGCCCAAACGUUUGUGUUACUUCACAAAGAACGCUUUUCAAAAAUUCUGUUACGCAACACCAUUCACCAACAACACAUCGGCAAACUCAACAGUUGACAAAUAGAACAGAAACAUAUACUUACUUACAGACAUUCUCAAAUGGGUCCUCAGCAUUGCUAACACACUCUAACUCCCAGACCGCCAAUAAUGGGUCUCCUCCAACAACAAUCAAUACCCCCGGACCAACGGGUCCAAAGUAUCCCAAUUUUUCCACGGUUCCCCAAAGGUUAAAGUCCUUCGGUGCUACAAUUCUCGCAGUGUCAACACAGCUCCUCAGCGUGGCUGGUUUUUUCUUGGUCAGAAAUGGAGGCGAAGAUGCUACAAGGUGUCACCAUUGUGGACUUGGUUUACGCCAUUGGAGCCCGGAAGAUGACCCAUGGGUGGAACAUGCGCGCUUCUCUCCGAAAUGUGAAUACUUGCUCAGUGUAAAAGGACACGAGUUUGUGAACUUAAUACAGUUGGCGGUUAAAUAUUCAUCUGAUAAAACAAAUGGUACGGCAAAUCAACUGGGCUACACUCCGUCAACUAAUUCUUAUAAAUCUUCUUUAGAGCCUAAAGUAGCGAAAACAAGACAAGACUUAAUGAGAGAGAACUCCGACUUACACAGCAUCAUGAAGUGCAUGUACUGUACCCGUAAGGAUGUAUCCAUUGUUUUCCUCCCAUGUGGACACCUCAUCUCAUGCGAUGGUUGUGGCAAGGAGCAACGGAUGUGCAAAAUUUGCGGCUCCAGCAUUAAAGGCACAGUGCGAACAUAUAUGGCAUAGCGACUUCAAAAGUUCCGAAGAAGAAAUGCUUCGGAUAACGGCCAAGUACGGGCGAUGCAUGAUGCGGCUAUACGGUAACCUAGACAGUGCUCGUUCAGCGCGAGACGAGAAGCAAUGCAAAAAGGGGCUAUGAUUAAAUGUAUCAUGAGCAUGUUAAGAGGAUGUAAACAGGUAUCACACUUCAAAGCUAAUAAUUACGUAUCACAUCGAGAGUAGUAUUGCUGCCUUAGUAAUGCCGCAAUCAUACGUAUGUAAUAUAUGACAGCAUACAAAAUAUCUGAAUAAGUGUUUCGGAGGGAGUAUCAAUAAAGAAAACACUUUCGUUGAAAAACCCGAGCUUUAGUCUCAUCAUAUGCUUUUGUAAUGUGGCAGAUAUAUUAAAGGGAUUAUUCGAAUGUAAAAGGCACAGUGACUUCAAAAAUGUUCAAAUUCAAUUCCACAUAGUAUUAUGUUUACUUCAAUUUAAAUGUUAGACCUAUUCUCAUGUGGUAGCGUGUUGAGUAAAGAGGAAUCAUCAACCAAUGAAACAAUUGCAUUGUAAAACAUGCGCGUAAAUCUGAAUGUUAUAAUGAUGUGAAUUCAGCAUCAAAAAGCUAGUCGGGACGUUUAGAGCAUGAUGUCAUGGAAUUUGUCGACUGCAGUAUUGAAGUUACAAAAUGAGUUCUGAACAGUUUAUUUGAACGAAGUAGUGAGAAAUUCAGUUGUUGACAUUUUCAAAAACUAAUCAAGAGAAAUCAUUUGUUUAUAUUCUUCUUUAUUUUCUGCGUUAUAUUUAUAUUAAACAAUAUAAUAUUCGGGUAAUCUGAAAACAUGUUUCUUAAAGCUGUGUCUUAAAAAGCUGAAUAACCCGAUCAACAUUCUUAUGCAAGGUAAUCAACCUUGUCCGAAUUGAUGUGAUAUAGUGAAGCAAAAUAAAUAGAACAAACUAUUUAACUCAAUAUGAUUGUACUUAAUUAUAUAUGCGCUUGUUUUUCGAUGAUACGUUUAUUAAAUGUUUACACUGUUGUACUUCUUAUUUUGGCGAGCAUUUUGUUUUUCUUUCGUUUUAUCGUGUGACAGAAUUUUACAACCCUGUUGCUGUGGUUAACAUCUGACCACUAGUUAGAUAAAUUUCAAUUGCAUUUAAAAUUAUUCCUUUUUGAAAAGUAAACAUUUUGAACAGUGUACCAUCUUAAUUUUCAUAAUUGUCCAAAUGUAAUGUAAACAUCUAGUAUAUGCCUAUUAUUUAUUCAUACAGAUGUAUAUAAAUUUCCUCUGUGUAUCAUGGCAAUGUGAUAAAUAAUAUUAAAAAAAUAUGUGUAUAUAAGUGUAAUAUGUAAUCCACAUUAAGUUAACAGUUACUUUCUGUGUAAUGUUUCACUUUAAUCUCUAUGAUAAUUGCUGUGAUGCUAGAUACCGUUUGUUGUAUUAUCUGUUUUCUUAUAAGUUCUUCAUGUCAGUAUAAAUUAUUGCACUUUGAUAUUUUGUAAAAUGGUUUUGAAAUAAAUUCUGGACUUGGACUUCGGCUUUGAAAUGAACGUUUAGAGUGAUAUUAGUAUUCAUCGUUUGUACUGCAAAA
This is a messenger RNA of Dreissena polymorpha, 2711 nucleotides long. Its product is annotated as putative inhibitor of apoptosis. Lineage: Eukaryota; Metazoa; Mollusca; Bivalvia; Myida; Dreissenidae. Gene Ontology annotation, cellular component: cytoplasm; nucleus. Gene Ontology annotation, biological process: positive regulation of protein ubiquitination; regulation of cell cycle; negative regulation of apoptotic process. The transcript is spliced from 5 exons. Gene Ontology annotation, molecular function: ubiquitin protein ligase activity; cysteine-type endopeptidase inhibitor activity involved in apoptotic process. Bases 173 to 1153 code for a protein of 326 amino acids. The record is from RefSeq and is a predicted model, not a curated record.